Messenger RNA from Malaclemys terrapin pileata, 5170 nucleotides. It is a transcript of the gene PMFBP1, whose product is annotated as polyamine modulated factor 1 binding protein 1. Lineage: Eukaryota; Metazoa; Chordata; Testudines; Emydidae. Gene Ontology annotation, biological process: spermatogenesis. The transcript is spliced from 35 exons. The record is from RefSeq and is a predicted model, not a curated record. Bases 34 to 4617 code for a protein of 1527 amino acids.
CGUUCGAACCGCAGAGCCGGACCCGCGCGCAGCAUGGAGCGGUUGGGCCGGAGCGCGGCGCGCGCGGGGGUCGCCCCAGAAGUUGGUGAUGAAAGGGAAGCAGAUGACCAUGAUCCCUGUUCUUCUUUUGAGAUGAAGCAACUCUUUGGAGAGUUCCAUAUGUUGUAUCAAGAGCGCCUGCGCCAACUCGAAAUCGUGGAUGAUACACAGGAGGAGAUUCUCAGAAUGAAGGUGAGGCUUCUCCAGUCCUACGUAAUGGACCUGAGUGACCAGAAUAAUGUCUUAGUUCAGACGAUGGAAGAACUGGAGAGAGAGUCUGAGUGGAAGGUGGCUACACUAGAGGCAGAGCUUCAGCGCCCAUCCCUGGCUCAGCGCCCGGUGCCAACAGAACACCUUUCAGGAUCCACAGCAGCGCAGAGAACUGUCACUCCACCACAGCAAAUGAUGGAGCAAGAAGAACUGAGAGUUCAACUGGCAUCUAAAGAGCAGCUCAUUCAUCAGUUAAAUGUCCAUCUGAGGGAGGCAAAUCCCAGCCAGGCAAAGUCCAAAGCAGAGGUUCUGGAGAAGGAAGCUAAGAUUCAGGAGCUGCAGGAGAUAAUCACAGACCUUCACCAUGAAAUUUCCCUGAAGGACUCAGAGGCAGUCAAUCAACUGGAGGAGAAGCACCUGCUGGAGACCACAGUGCAAUCCCUCAGGCAGAUUGUUAGCAGUGCUCCGGGAUCCCGUCCUUGUGAAAGGCUCCCCUCAUCGUCCCGAACCAACGAGCUCCUGAAAACAGAGCUGGAACGCCGAGAUGCAAAAAUCCAGACUCUUCAAAGCCAGCUCCUGCUCCUGCAGGACAAAAGGGAUGUGCUGGCCACUGAGCUGGAUGCUCAAGAGCAGAGGAUCUAUCAACUGCAGACCAAGCAGACGGAGAGGCAGGCAGAACUGGAGCAGAAAUGCAGCCGGAUCCAGCAGCUUGAGCAAGACCUGGAGGCCAGCGGCAGGCUACAGGAGGAAUCCCAGAGGCAGCUUGGGGAGUGUAAUGCGUGUCUGGCCCAGGUAGCAGGAGAGAAUGAGGCUCUACGAGGCCAUCGGCUUGAGCAGAUGUUAGCGAUUGAGAAAUUGAUGUCCAGCCUGAGGGCCUGGGAAAAAGCCAGUGGGAGUCUUUCCUGUGAGAUGCCAGCACGCCAGUGGGAGGAGCAGGCAGAGCUGCAGCAGAGACUUGCUGAUGUUCAGGAUGAGCUGCGGGAGAAAGAGACAGCAGUGCACAGGCUCCAGGCCGAGCUGCGGGAUGCUAGCCUGCUGGCACAAGAGACAAAGAAUCAGCUUACUGAAGCAGAGGUGGAGGUGGUCACCAUGAGGAGCAAAUAUAGCAUGGCACAGAAAGAGGCUGCAGAGAGAGGUGAGGUGCUGCAGAGCCUGCAGGAGGCCAGCCAAGCACAGCAGCUGAGGACAGCAGAGCAGGACGGAACCAUCCGCACGCUGCAAAGCCAGCUGCAGAAACAGCUGGAGAAGCGCCAGGGCGCUGAGGAGCAGAUGAGCAGGCAGCACCAGACCAUCCAGGCACUGGAAGAGAAGCAAGCCCAGCUGCAGGCCCAUUGUCACCACCUGGAGGAGGAGACUGGCUUUCUGCAUGCCAGGCUGGAGGCCCAAGGCCUGGUGCUGGAGAAUGAGCUCAUGCUGGUAACCAACCAAUCACGCCACAGAGAGGAGCAGGUGGAGACGCUAACGAGAGAGCUGCUGAAGGCCAAGGCUCAGGUGCAAGCAGCUGAGCAGAAGGCCCGGCGCUGGGAGGACACCAUCGGGCAGCUGAAGGAUAGCCUGGCAGCGUCCCAGGUCUCGCAGGAGGCAGCCGAAUCCAGAGCCCAGCACAAAGAAGAGCAGCUGCAGGGUUUGCAGAGGAAAGGGCAGUCACUGCACCAGGAGCUGAAGAUGGCGCAGAGAGAGGCGGCCCAGCUGGAGGCGCUGCUGAGCACGUCGCAGCUGGAGUCAUGCUCCCUGAAGAAGGAGCUGCAGAGGAAAGACGAGGAGCUCCAGCGCCUGCAAGAGCAGAUCAGAGAUUUGCAGGAAGCACUGCAGGGUGCUAGGCAAGGGAAAGAGGACGUCCAGAAGGAGUCAGAGACCCAGCUGCUGCAGCGUGACCAGGUGGUGGAGCAGCAGAAAGCGGAUCUCGUGGCAGCCCGAGAGGAGCUGUCCAGGUGCGCAGGGCAGCUCGCAGAGCUGCGCUCAGACCAACAGCAGCACACUGGGGAGCUGGCCGUCCUGAGGGAGAGGCAGAAGACCGCGCAGCAGGAGGUGUGCAGCCGUGAGCAGACCAUCAGGAAGCUCAGAGGAGACCUGAAAAGUGCUGAGGAGGAGCUGGCGCGAGCGAAGGAUGAGGGGAAGGAGAGAGCCGCAGAGGGGAGCGGCCUGAAGGGAAAGCUCCACCAGCUGCAAGAUGACGUAAGAAGCCUGCAAGAGAUCUGCAAGGAGCGGGAAGAGGCCAUGGCGGAGCAGACCUGCUGGAUCCAGCAGCUCCAGCACGAGCGGGAAAUCUGCAUCGGUCAGUGCUUGGCAGACGAAGAGACUCUGGUGAACAUGCAGACGGAGUUUGCCUCCUACACAGCCACUCACAGUCACGCCAACACCAGCUACGAGAGCCAAGCCGCCAUGGCAGAGAAACUCCAGCAGCAGCUGAGCCACGCCGACGAGGAACGCGCCAAGCACAGCCAGCGGGCCGAGGAGUACCAGUGCCUGGUGCAGGACUUGAAGCUGGAGCUGGUGCGAGUGGCUGAGCAGAAGAACAGCGCCAUGAAAGCUCUCGGGAAGCUGGAGCUGGAGGUGCAGAGCCUGAGGCAGGACACAGCUGCUGAGGGGGAGCGGAAGCAGCUGGAGGUGGCCAAGCUGCAGCAGCUGAUCCAGCCCCUGGAGUGCAAGCUCCAGGAGAGCCGCCGGCUGUGUACGCAGAAGGAGCAGCUCCUGCAGAGGAGGGAUGAACAGCUCCGCCAGGCGCAGGCCGCCAUGCGGCAGGCACACAGUGCCCUGCAGGAGAGGGGGCUGGAGGUGGAGAAGCAGCGCGCAGAGGCCAGGAGCCUGGACGUGCGCCUGCAGCAGGCCCAGCGGGAGAGGGAGCAGAGCCAGGCGGCCAGCGACCGCCUGCAGGAGGAGAUCCAGCGGCUGAGACAGCGCCUGCAGGACAGCCAGCAGCAGCAGCAGGCGGCCGCUCAGCAGCUGGUGCAGCAGGAGGAGCGGCUGCUGCUGGCCCAGAGCAGCCUGCAGAACACGCAGGAGCAGCUGAGCGAGCGCGUGGCCGAGGGGGUCCGGCUGGAGCAGGCCAGCCGCAGGCUGGAGGCCGAGCAGCGGGUGCUUCAGGAGCAGCUGUCCAGCAGCACGGAUGAGGUGGAGCAGAGCAGGAAGCUGCUGGAGCACCUGAAGGCGGAGCUGAGCGAGUGGCAGCAGAGGCACCAGGUGGCUGUGCAGCAGGGGCUGCAACAUCAGCACUCAAUGGCCAAGAUGGAGCUGAACCUGGGGAGCAGUCAGGAGCAGGCGAAAGCCCUGCAGCAGCAGCUCCAGGAGCAGGAAUCCACCCAGCAGGCCCUGCGGGAGGAGCUGAGCCAGCUGCAGGGCCGGGAGGACGCGCGCCAGCGGCAGCUGCGGAGAGCCCAGGAGCGGGAGCGCGUGCUGGCCAGCGAGCGCGAGGAGCUGCAGCGAGAGCUCCACAGCAGCGAACAAGCGGCCACGCUCCAGGAGUCGGCCCUGGCCCAGCUGCAGGCGGAGCUGGAAGCAGCUCAGGCCAGAGAGCAGCAAAGCGCCCGCGCGCUGACUGCGGCGGAGGAGACCCUCCAGGCGCUGAGGCUGACGACUGCGUCCUGUCAAGAGAAGCAGAGGGAGGCGCUGGAGAAGCUCAGUGAGACGGCGCAGGACAUGGCGGCCCUGCGGGCGGAGCUGGUGCGGACACGGGCCAGGGAAGCCCAGCUGGAGGAGGGGACGGCAGCCUGUGAGGAGCGCGUGAGGCGGCUCAACGGGGAGCUGAAGAAGCUGCAGGGUUUCCAGCAGCAGCACGAGCAGGAGGUCCAGGCCUUUGAGCAGCAGCUGGGGGAGCGGAGCAGCCAAGUGCAGCACUGGCAGCAGCGGUACCAGGAGAACGCGCAGGCCCUGGCGCAGCGGGACGAGGACCUGGUCGUAGUCAAGGUGGAACUGGCCUCGUUGAAAGAAAAGCUCCAUGGUGCCGCUGAAGAGAGAGACCGCUUGCAGCAGGACCUCAACGUCUUAAGGCAGAAGUUUGUGGCCUCCAGCAAUGAGGCAGAGGCGCUGCGCUCCUCCCUGGGGGCUGCACGCUCAGACAGCCGCCGGCUGCACCGCGAGAGCGAGCUGGUGCUGGCCAACGUCAGCCAGUGGGUGAAGGAGCAAAAGCAAGCAAAUGACAAACUGGGGCACAAGAUCCGGGAGCAGAUCAAGCACAUCGCGCAGCUGACAGGCGAGAAGGACCACCUGCAGGAGGUGCUGGCGAGGCUGCAGCAGGAGAACAGGCACCUGAAAGGCGAAGUGGCCGAGCGGCGCAUUGAGUGUGAGCGGCUGAAGGCUCUGCAGGGCAGCGGCUUAGCUGCGCGGGCCGUGCUUCGGCAGCCAUGGCCCCUGCUCCUGGGCGAGGAGUGAGGUCCCUCCCUUCUUCCAGCCUGGCACCUGCACGAUGGACCCCGCAAGGACUGUACACGGGGCAGGCACGUCCUCUGCACCUACCUCAGCUACCCGUGCGGGCCCCGGGCCCAGCCUGCACUGUGAAAUAAAGCCACGGGCAGAGGCUGUCACUGAGCACCUGUGGUUUGGCCACGUCGGCGGGGGGGCUGCAGCCCCCUCAGCAAACCCCGCUUGCCAGGAACAGCCCAUGUAUUUCAGCCAUUAAAGGUGUUGCUAGUACAGCCCCCAACCCCUAUCCAGCGUAGUCACUGGAACAGCUCUGCUCCCUCCUGCCACAUCCCAUCGCUGGAGAUAUCCCAUCUCCUAGACCUGGAAGGGACCCUGAAAGGUCAUUGAGUCCAGCCCCCUGCCUUCACUAGCAGGACCAAGUACUGAUUUUGCCCCAGAUGCCUAAAUGGCCCCCUCAAGGAUUGAACUGACAAUCCUGGGGUUAGCAGGCCAAUGCUCAAACCACUGAGCUAUCCCACGGGUGCGGGCCAGGGACCGCGCGUAGCACAAGCCCCGAGGCAGA